UCUCUCUCUCUCUCGCUCUCGCUCGCUCGCUGUACAUCUCUUCGCGGCCUGUCUUCUUUCCCCCCAUCUGCGACUCUCUAUCUCUUCUUCCAAAACCCUUUUUGGUUCCUUCUCCAUUUUUUCUCCAAGAUCGCUUCUUUUCGUUCUUUCUCUGCUGCUGUUUCCUCUCCAAAAUCCAAUCUUUCCUCUCAUUCUUCAUCUUUCCGUGCUGGAUCAUCUCAGUAGCUGGAGGAGUAGAUUGAGUGAUGGGGAAGGACACGAGAAAGGCCAAGAUCACUGGAGAGGUGGCGGUCAUGGAGGUUCCCAACCAGUCUUCUGUGGGGGUCCGCACCCGGGCCAAAACCCUAGCCCUCCAGCGCCUCCAGCCGACGGCGGACCCAGCCUCCUACCUCGAACUCCGAAGCCGCCGCCUCGAGAAGCCCUUCGUCGCCACCGCCGCUAGGGCUAAGGAGGCCUGCAAGGAGAAACCGAAUGCUAACCCGAAAUCCAGCCCUAACGCUAGCUCCAAAGGAAGCACCACCCCUGGCGGCCAGCUGGCGGAGGGCCCGGUGAAUUCGGGCUCGGCGGGGUCGGUCUCGGUGAGGAGCUGCUGCUCGAAGAAGGGAGAUGCCUCGCCGGAGAUCGAAGUGUCCUCUAGGGAUAAUUUUCUCGAGCCCGAAUCUGGAAGGAACGCCAGAGAGACCACACCUUGCAAUUUGAUAAGGGAACCUGAAUCUAUAGAGACCCCCAGUUCUACAAACAAACCAACCAAAUCAACCGCCAACAGCAGGAGGGCAAGGAACUCAACGGGCAGAGACACCCUGGCUGCCCUUGAAAUGGAAGAAUUUUUUGCUGGAGCUGAGCAACCCCAACAAAGACAAUUUGCAGAGAAGUAUAAUUAUGAUCCAGUGACUGAUCAGCCACUCCCUGGCCGAUAUGAAUGGAUGAAACUGGACUAAUGGACGUGGACGCUGAUCCUUUGUCUUCAACUUCCCUUUCAUCCAUGCCUGGAACUUUCAAAGGCAGAUGUGAAGAAGAAACGAAGUGCAAGGAGAAUAGUUCUUAGUCUUAAUUUCUGUAACAGAUGAAAUUUAUGUGCUAGAACUAGAAGGGGACCAAAAUGGAAAAAAGAAAAAAAUACAGAUAAAUCCAAAACCUUUCUAACAUAACAUUUAGGGGCUGACAGGGCUCCAUCAACUUUUCAGUUUUUCUGAUAACACCAGAUAUGUAUCAGACUCUUCUGGUUUCGUGGGGUACAUAGGGGAUUGUGCCUUCAUUUGUAUCAUGUGCAUACAGGAACUGUUGAAACUGGAUGUCUUUUUAGAAAUAAUAUGGCCCCAUUUACCCCU
Molecule: messenger RNA, 1328 nt
Organism: Elaeis guineensis (African oil palm)
Lineage: Eukaryota; Viridiplantae; Streptophyta; Magnoliopsida; Arecales; Arecaceae
Product: cyclin-dependent kinase inhibitor 5
Biological process (GO): negative regulation of cyclin-dependent protein serine/threonine kinase activity
Cellular component (GO): nucleus
Molecular function (GO): cyclin-dependent protein serine/threonine kinase inhibitor activity
Source: RefSeq, a predicted model, not a curated record